GCUGAGCAGGAGCCAAAUGUACGUGUGUUGAUUUCCGUGACAUAUGCAUAAAUUUCUUUUCGCAUCGAUAUAUAUAUAUCAGGACCACUUUCUUUCUCCCAUCGAGUUCGCGAGGAGGAAGAACCCUAACCCUAGACUGCGAUUCGGCGGGCGGAGAUGAGAAGGCCCACCAUAGAAGAGAAACUGGCGACCUACUCCAUGUUCCAGGUUCGUCAGGGAUCCACCGUCCCGAUCACCGCGCGGGAAUGGCUGGACUCUCUGCCGCCGCCGCCGCCGCCGUCGCCGUCGCAAUCGGGGGCCAAUUCCUCCACCUUCCUGCCGGCGGCGGCGGGGUCUGCAUGCGAGGCCCCGGCGAGGAAGAAGAGGACGCCAGGGAGGUGGAGGAGGAUCCCUCGCACGCUACCCCAUCCUUGCCUGAGAAAGAGGCCCAUGACAUGGGAGGAGCUUCUCGCGGACAGCUUGGACAUGAGCGAUAAGGCUCACUGCUUCAGGGAGGAGGAUAAGCCCGCUUUCCGCGAGUCCAAGGCGCAGAUGGCCAGGUUCUAUCAGAGGAUGAUCGACAUCGAGAAGAACAAAAUCGAACAAAUCUUCCGACCCCGCGUCCUCUCCGAUACACCUGAGCAACAUUUGACCGCAGAAGAGAUGGAGGCAGAGCUCGCUGGCAAGAAAGUUUGUCCCCAAGCUCAUCGCUUCGCCAAUUUAGCAAUUAACCAUUACAACAAUAUUGAGAAGAACAUUGUUAAGAUUGAGCUUUGUACUGUUCUUUUAUCAAACUGUUUUCAUGAGGUCUGUGGGUCCACAUACGCCCAUGUCAACUUUACUGCCAGGGCUCAGAAUGAUGAUCAGGCUAAGAAGAGCCUGUACUUUGCAGAGCUCAAAUUGAAUCCGGAUCUUCUGGCAAAGAGGAUGGAACGCUUUGCAGAGUUGAGCCUUGAUCCUAAUAUUGUUGGAUGUGCUGAUGAUAUCGAGCCCAUGUGUGUCGUCUCUAUCCACAACCUCCAGGGUUCUUGUUUUGGUGGAUGCCAUGAGAUCAACAGGAGAAUUGAUUAUGUAAUGACGAGGAAUCAGGACUAUGAGCGUUGUCACUCAUGUAGUGACCGUAUCAAGCAUCCAUAUGGGACAGAAUUUGUUGCAGGGCAUGAUAGUUCCAAGAUUCCGUAUUACACUGCAGGCUGAUGUAAUAAGAGCAUAUUCAUUGUUGGUUUUUAGAGGGGAUCCUAGAGGAGAGAGAAGUCAUAGUGCUAACGGUAUACAUUGUGGCUAUUUUUCUAGCAGAAGGUCUCAUCUAAAGACCAUGUAAUUAAACUUUUUGAAAUAGGAUAGUGCUAUCUAUCUAAUCCACGACUAAAUUUUCCAUUUUCAGGUUAA
Messenger RNA from Oryza sativa Japonica Group (Japanese rice), 1368 nucleotides. RefSeq lists its product as uncharacterized. Lineage: Eukaryota; Viridiplantae; Streptophyta; Magnoliopsida; Poales; Poaceae. The record is from RefSeq and is a predicted model, not a curated record.